UGUCGGGGAGUUAGAAAGCUCAGAAAGCGCAACUUUUUGGAGAGAGAGAAAGAGAGUGAGAUAUAGAGAGACAGAUCGAGAGAGCGAGAGGGGAGCGGGGGAGAGAGAGAUAGAGGAAGAGAAAUAAAGUUCAGGCACCAGUGCAAAAGGACGAGGAGCUACACAAGACACACACUGCUUUUUUACACAUUUCAUACUGAAAGCACGCGCAUCCUGGGAGACUCUUCACAAUCUUCUGUACAUCUUAACAAACUUGCAAGGAUUUUUUUGUUUUGUUUUGCUGCUUGAUUUCUGCGUGUAGGUGUGUGUGUGCUGCUUUAAGAUUAAUUGGCGAGGAUUAAUAAACACAUUGCCCACCUUUUUGUUUGUUGCUGAAGCAUCAGCUCGAGUAUAAUUUCGUUUAAAGUGCAUACGCCCUAAUACAUAAUAAUAAUAAUAUAUAUUUUUUAUGAAUUGAUGGGGAAGAAACUCCCUGUUAUGCAGACUCCUUAAAACAACAUCGGGCUUCUUUUUCUUUCUUCUUUUUUUUUUUAAUGCAAUGGAAGGAUCCAGCGCGUCUAGUUUUGGAAUAGACACCAUUUUAUCCUCCGCCGGUUCCUGCAGCUCGGCGCUCGCGAUGAUGGACGGUGACUUCCGGGCGGCGGAUUUCCGGAGCCGCGCGACUCCUUCGCCCUGCUCGGAUGUAGACGCGGGCGUGAGGAGCCCUUCGUCCCCGAUCUCCGUCACUGCGGAGCCUCCUGAACCGCAUCCGGUGCAAGACGGCCUUCAUCAUCAUCUGCAUCAUCACCAUUAUCAUCCGGUAGCCCAAAACCCGGCCGCGUGCGCCCCGCGGACCGCCACCUCUUCUUUUUUGAUCAAGGACAUUCUGGGCGACGGGAAGCCGCUGGCCGCGUGCGCGCCCUACAGCGCGAGCCUCGCACCGUCCCCGCAGCACCAGCGCCAGCAUCAUCACACUCCGAAAGCGGAGAGCGCGGACUGUCUCACCCCGAAAGCGGAGCACGACGAGCACGGAGGCAAAAUCGAAAAAAGAGACGACAUUCACAACGACACCAAAUGCAACGGAACAAAAGAAGAGGGUGAUCGGGAAAUCUCGAGCUCCAGAGACAGUCCGCCUGUACGCGCUAAAAAGCCGCGGAAAGCUCGAACAGCCUUUUCGGACCAUCAGCUGAACCAACUGGAGCGCAGCUUCGAGCGCCAGAAGUACCUGAGUGUGCAGGACCGCAUGGACCUGGCAGCAGCGCUCAACCUCACCGACACACAGGUCAAGACCUGGUACCAGAACCGACGGACGAAGUGGAAGCGGCAGACAGCGGUGGGUUUGGAGCUGUUGGCGGAAGCGGGCAGUUAUUCGGCUCUGCAGCGGAUGUUUCCGUCACCCUAUUUCUACCCUCCAGGGCUCCUCGGCUCUGUGGACGGAACAGCGGCAGCUGCGGCUGCGGCAGCAGCGAUGUACAGCAGUGUGUAUCGGAACAGCGCACCGGCGCCGCAUCCCGCAGCCACCCUGCACAGACCGCUCGUGCCGCGCGUGCUAAUACACGGCCUGGGCGCGAGCGGGCAACCGGCGCUCAACCCGCUGGGGAAUCCUGUUCCUGGCACGCCGCAUCCUCGGUAAAAAAAAAGAAAGACAAACUACAACAGAAAAAAAUCAAUGAAAAAAGACAUUGGAGAGCGAAAACUGAUUCAGACUGAAAGCGCUCAUUUUUUCCCCCCUGAAAGGACCGAGCGCUUUCCCCCAAGAAAGAAUCCUAAAAGAAGAUGAUGAAGCGGUAUUAUUUAAUAUGGACCAUGCAUUUCUGACUUAUGGCCGUGCACACUAAAGGUGACUGUUCAUUCGACGGAUUGUUGUUUUCGAUUUUUUUUUCCUUUUUUGUACAAAUACACUUAUACUAAAUAAAUGUAAAUUUUAUUAGAGGGACAGAAAAAGGUUGAAUAAAGACAGAAUACUAAACACAAACGUCAUA
Silurus meridionalis is the source of this 1961-nucleotide messenger RNA. It is a transcript of the gene barhl2, whose product is annotated as BarH-like homeobox 2. Gene Ontology annotation, molecular function: RNA polymerase II transcription regulatory region sequence-specific DNA binding; DNA-binding transcription factor activity, RNA polymerase II-specific. Gene Ontology annotation, biological process: regulation of transcription by RNA polymerase II. The transcript is spliced from 3 exons. The coding region runs from base 539 to 1612 and encodes 357 amino acids. The record is from RefSeq and is a predicted model, not a curated record. Gene Ontology annotation, cellular component: nucleus. Lineage: Eukaryota; Metazoa; Chordata; Actinopteri; Siluriformes; Siluridae.